This is a messenger RNA of Caenorhabditis auriculariae, 2503 nucleotides long. The record is from the annotation of a GenBank genome assembly. NCBI's taxonomy places the organism in Eukaryota, Metazoa, Nematoda, Chromadorea, Rhabditida, Rhabditidae.
AUGGUUGGGCCGCCGUACAAUUACACGAAACUCGAUAAGUUGCCUUAUAAUGGAACCGUGUUCGUUUACGGACUCGUCGAGAAGGUCGAGUUCUUCCGCGACCAGGGCUGCUCUUUCACUAUUCGGGUUCGCUAUCUUCAUUCAGUUGUACCUACCUAUACUUAUUAAAAUGGAACGAUAUUAGAAAAGACGAGUUUUAUUCUUUUUUUUGUUUAAAAAUUAAGGAGAAGGAAGUUUUUUGGGUGCGGCAGAAAAGCUCACUUUCCAAUAAUAGAAUUGCGAUUUGCAGGACGAAACGGCGAGCGUGAAGGUCCGCGCAGACAGAAGUUCGAAUUCGUAUCUAGAAGGCAUCGCUCCCGGACAAAUCAUCAGAAUUCAUCGAGGCCUUGUUUUCAGCUGCACCUGUAUUCUUCCAAUAUGACAGUUUCUAGACAAAGACUCAUAAUGACGUCAGAUCGAUAGGAAUCCGAAUCGGCGCCAGCGGAUGCCACGCCGUUUUGUGGGAACCAAAUAUCCUGAAUGCGCAUCAAUAUAAGUUCAUAACUUCCAAAGUUUGUACUAUAACAGAAAAAGACGGAGAGCAGGUUGAAAGAAUUCUAAGAACUUUUUUGACUGGUUUUUUCUUGUUUCAGCUAAAAGCUCUCAACGAUUUGAGGAAUCAUGCAACACCAUUGCCAGAAUCGGAGGUUCGUUUUCUCAAGAGAGAUGAUAUUUUUCAUUUUGUAGAUGGUUUCCAAUGGCGCCUCUACAUCGGCUGCCCAGGGCAGAAAUAAAAGUUGUAUUUUUUUGUAAAAAAAGUUAAUUUAUGAAAUGUUUUGAAGAUUUCGCUAAACUUUCUCCUCUAUACAAGCCGCCGGUCAGUCCGAAAUCAGAAUUAAGUCCGAGGGAGAAAAAUUUUAGAAACGAAACAAACAGGCGGAAGCUGAAGUGCCGCCGGUCGUCGAAAAUACGACGCCAAGUAAGUUUUUCGGCUUUUCAUGUAUAGAUUCAUAAAGUAACUUUGUUUUAAAGUUUUUUGGGUGAAUUUUUUCCCAAUUUAUAAAUGUAUUUUACUUCCAGCUAUUAUUGUUAGAUAGACGGACUAGGAUAAGUGAAAAAAAAAUGGAAAAAGAUAAAUUUACGACCUUUUUUUCAUUAUUCUCAUGCUGCGGCGGGUAGGCCCGUAAGACAAAAAGGUCAUAAUUUUACAUUUCGGGUGCUCCAAAAUUUCACUCGGUUAACUUGGAGCAACCGCGGGGUCAUUACAGCCAUUUUUCAAAUCUCUAAACAUACAAAAAAUUCAAAUAAAAGGUUUCUAGGCGGUGGAAAGUUCAAAAUCAGUUGAAUGUACUUUUUUUCCGAGAUUUAUUUUUCCCACGAAAAUUUAUUAUUUUUUUCAGUUAGAAAACGAGAUGACUGUAAAAUGUAGAAACACGCUUUUUGGGGUGAGUGGUUUUCUAAAAAGGUUAAGAAUGAAAUCGAAAAUGUUGAGGUACGUCGGAUCUUCACGGAAGACGCGGUGAGACAAGGGCUGGAAGUAGGGAAAGAGAGGGUUUCUGUGCAUCGCGGCGUCGACGAAGAGAUGAAGGAGCUCUUCUCCGCCGACGUCGGCACCAAUCUUUUCUUCGAGAAGUCUCGCGAUCCUCAGAAUCUUUUCCCACAAUAGAGUCUUCAGAUUCUAUCGAGUCGACCUGACUUUAUUGGGAGAUCUCGGUGAUAUGAUCGCACUUUGGGUGCUUCAAUGUACCCACUGUUCGACACGGCUAAUUGUCGAAAGGAAAACAUCCUUGUUUUGUUCGAUUUGUGCGGGUUCGUUUGUGUUCAGUAGACGUGAAAAGAAAAAUAAAGAAAAUAAAUCGAAGAAUUCAUCCCUUUUCAACAAAGAUUGUCGUCGUAAUGUGAACUUUGAUACAUUAUUCCAUAAAUGUCGAGCUGAACAAAAUUUCUAAAAAAAAGUGUUUUUUUAGCAGAGGUUUUAACAUUCGUGGGGUGAGAAAAAAGUUCUCAUUUAUUUUCGUUCCAAAAGAUCUGUUUUUUUUUUCGAUAAUCUUUCUACUGAGAAAUAGACUUGUUCCAAAUUUUUUCAGAAAAAGAACUUCAAAUGAUCACACUGAAGUUACGACCGUUCAUCAGAGUUCCAGUUCCCGUGAAACUCUUUUCUGGGCACAUCGCCUUGGUUUUCUUCUGUUUACCCAUGUCUCAUUUGGUAGUUUCGUUUUUCGAAAAUGUUCUUAAACUUUUUUGUUCCAGAAAAACCCAUUAGGAAUCGACGCGCUGGAGCAGAACUGUAUAAACGAAGCUUACAACGGCGACGAUGUCACAUUCCUACUGUGGAGAGACAGAGUUUUCUCUGCUCUGAAGGUUUCGUGCUCAGAAACUCUUUCUAUCCGCUUUUUGUUCUUUUCAGGGUUUCUUCUCUUCGAAAGCCGUCUGUCCUUCGGCGUGUCUUCUCGACUCAGUGGUCUCCAAACAAAACGUGGCCAACAUUUCCCUGCAACAUUCCCUUUUUCGAAACAUCCAGUAA